Molecule: messenger RNA, 2081 nt
Organism: Leopardus geoffroyi (Geoffroy's cat)
Lineage: Eukaryota; Metazoa; Chordata; Mammalia; Carnivora; Felidae
Product: coiled-coil domain-containing protein 170-like
Exons: 9
Coding region: 626-1963 (445 amino acids)
Source: RefSeq, a predicted model, not a curated record
GUUUUGCAGACAAAUCAUCUUCUGCUUUAGAAAUAGUAGAUUGAAUCAAACCAUUUUUUCCUCUCAAAGUACUUCUUCCCUAAAUGAGGUAUUGGAGACAAAAGUUUCACCUACUUCAAGAAUUUCACAAAAGACCCCAAAUUUUCUGGAAGGUUUACUUUCAGGGGAAUCACUUUCUUCAGAGUUCUUAGGUUUACCAGUGCUUGAUGAAAAUCGCUUUGUGCUUUCACGUCAUUAAUUAAGGAAAUAGUCAUGGGCUACCUUACUGCAUCACUUUGGAAGGACUUUUCCCUUCCUUGGAGUUCUGUGAUGCGUUCACCUAGAAACAGCUUCUUUGUUGUGCAAACAUUCUACUGGCAAAUCGUGCCAGGCUGCCACUCACCUUGGACAAUUCAAGUUUCUUCUGGGAAUUGAACUUAAAUUCGGACUUUUCUCUUGUGUUUGAUAUGGCCCUCUCCAGUUUUUAAACCACUCAGAUCCAGGAAGCCUUGCUACUGGCCAAAGCAAAGGGCUCCACGAGGCUAAGGCAUCAAAAGCCAAGCAUCUAUCAGCUCACACAUCUCAGAAAAAUAGCCCAGUGGCUUGUUUUGAUCCACCUAUUAAAACGGUUCCCACCAAGAAUCCAAUGAUGUACAAGAAAAGAGCAGCUGACCCAGUCUGUCCUGACCUUACUGCUUUGUUGGUGAAAAAUAAGACUCUUUUAGCUGAGGUAUAUGGAUUAUCUGAAAAUAAAGUGCCAAAGGAAAAUGUAUCCUCUGUAAAACUAAGAAACCUUCAAAACAAGCUCUUCAUAAAAGAAACUUCAUUGCAAGAGAUGAAGAGUGAGCUAGAAAGUUACAAACGAAAUAACGUGCAUCAGUCUUCCCAGAUAAUGUCCCUGAAAGAGGAUAUCAAGGACCUAGAGGAACUUAUCGCUUCUCUAACCAGGAUUAAAUCUUUGAAAAACACCAAUAUUCAGAAUCUUGAAAGAGGCAACUGGGAUCUAACUGAAAAAAUUAUAGAACUGGAAAACAAUCUAAGAGUCCAUCUGUUUGAAAGAGAAAAGGCAGAGCGGAAAGCAGGCCUUUUGGAGGAAAAGUUAGCAGGUGCUAAUGGAUUCGCCCAUCAUAUGAAUAUGAAAGGACAAGAAGAUUCCUUGGAUAGUUUCAUGAUGAAGAGGACAGCAGGUCGGCAGCAGGAAAUCCAGAUGCUCACCAAACGGCUGGAGCAGCUAUGUGGCCACUCUGAAGAAGCCGCUGGAGAAUUCUCCCAAAUGGAAGAAAGGCAGAGGGAACAAAAAAGACCCUUGAAACGUAUGGAAGGAAACACUGCUAUUAAUGACUUUUUUCAAGAGAGAUUAGAAUUGAACAGGAAAAAAGAAAACUCUGGGAUUAAGAAUUCAUGGAUAGCAGAACAUGGCAAGAUAUCCAAACAGCUAGAGAAAGACAAUGAGCAACAAACACUAUUGAAUAUUCAGCAGAAUUUGCAGAAUGCUACAACUCAAAGAUUAGAAGAGAAAAUUCAGAAACUUCAGAAACAGCUGAGUGAUUUGAAAUUGUCAAAUAAAAGUAUGAAAACUCAACUGACAAGAGUAAACGUCCUUAAGGACAAAACAAUUGAAAAGCUCAGGCAAUCUUUAACAAAAGCUGAACUAAUGCAAGGGAAGACAGUUAUGAAAACAGACAACUUGAAAACUACAUCAGACUCUGCCAAGACAGAGGAAAGAGGAGACAAAGAGAAAGUCCAUCAGACGUUAGAAGCCGUCAGUCCUGAGCGCUACACAGCAAAGAGCACGCUUGAUAAAGUAUCAGGACAACAAGAGCUGACUGAUUUUCGAGAAACUAUUAUGAAGAUGUUGGGAUUUAACAUGAGAACAGCAGACAAGGAAAUCAUCAAUCACCUAAGGCUUAUUAUACAAGAUUAUAAAGCAUCUGACAAAUCAAAGGUUGCUUCUCAUUCUGAGACUGGACAGGAUAAUGAAUAAAAAAGUUCUGUCUUUUUCAUUACUCCCGACAAGAACUCAGUAGAUACGGGCAUCUCCUGUAGCAUCUUGAAUGCAGCUAUGUUAUGAAUAAAAUGCACUGGGAAUUUCUCACCUUUGA